Molecule: messenger RNA, 624 nt
Organism: Rotaria sp. Silwood1
Lineage: Eukaryota; Metazoa; Rotifera; Eurotatoria; Philodinida; Philodinidae
Source: the annotation of a GenBank genome assembly
AUGAACGACGAAAGUAUGCGCAAUGAAUUAACAUCUAUUCAAAUGCAGAUGAAUCAAACAACGAAUGAAUCACUUGAAUCUACUAGGCGGAUGCUUACACUUUGUGACGAUAGUAAAGAAGCCGGAAUUCGAACUUUGGUUAUGUUAGAUGAACAAGGAGAACAACUUGAUGCAAUUGAUUCUGGUAUGGAUCGUAUAAAUGCUGAAAUGCGUGAUGCAGAAAAAAAUCUUGAAGGUCUUGAAAAAUGUUGUGGAUUAUGUGUACUUCCAUGGAAAAGAUCAAAAAAUGUUGAAAAAAGUGCUGCUUAUAGUAAAACAUUUAAAGGUAAUGAAGAUGGAAAAGUAAAUGCAUCAGGUCCACGACAAAUAGUUGGACAAAAUGGUGUUGGACCUGGUUCUGGUUAUAUUCAAAAAAUUACAAAUGAUGCAAGAGAAGGUGAAAUGGAAGAAAAUCUUCAACAAGUUAGUACAAUGAUUGGUAAUCUAAGAAAUAUGGCGUGUGAUAUGGGUAAUGAAAUAGGAAAUCAAAAUGUUCAAAUUGAACGUAUUAAGGGCAAAACCGAUAUUAGUCAAAUCCGUAUUGAAGUAGCUAAUAAACGAGCAAAUGCUUUGUUAACCAAAUAA